Molecule: messenger RNA, 1341 nt
Organism: Baudoinia panamericana UAMH 10762
Lineage: Eukaryota; Fungi; Ascomycota; Dothideomycetes; Mycosphaerellales; Teratosphaeriaceae
Exons: 2
Coding region: 1-1341 (446 amino acids)
Biological process (GO): rRNA base methylation
Cellular component (GO): nucleus
Molecular function (GO): 23S rRNA (adenine(1618)-N(6))-methyltransferase activity
Source: RefSeq, a predicted model, not a curated record
AUGCCACCUUCAUCCGUUAGCAGUGUCGAGGGUGGACGGCCAUACUACGACGGGGAUGUCGAUUUCGACGCGUUGGCAGCUGAGGACGCUGACUUUGCGGCCAUCUGCAAGGUCUCGAAGGACAAGCGCUGGAUAGACUUCCAGGACCCCAAAGUCGUGCAACAGCUGACGAAAAGCCUACUAAAGUGCGACUUCGCUCUGUCUUUAGAACUCCCCAACGACCGUCUCUGCCCGCCAGUGCCUGUACGAUGGAAUUAUGUCCGCUGGAUCCAGGAACUGCUCGACACGACAAGCGGCGACUAUCGCGACCAUUACGACCCAGAACGUGAAGUUCUCGGUCUCGAUAUCGGCGUAGGAGCAUCAUGCAUCUACCCUCUCCUCGCCUGCUCCAUGAGGCCGGAGUGGCGAAUGGCAGGCACAGAUGUUGACCAACAUUCUUUCGACUACGCUCGCAAAAAUGUCGAGGCGAAUGGUCUGGCCAAGCGUAUCAAGCUCCGACUUUCCACAUCGGAUCGUCCACUUAUACCACUCGACUCGAUGAAGAUUGAGGGGUUAGACUUCGUGAUGACUAACCCGCCGUUCUACACGUCCCACACGGACAUGCUGGCGAGCUAUGCUGGCAAGCAAGCUCCGCCAUCCGCUGUCUGCACAGGUGCGGACAAUGAGAUGAUUUGUCCGGGUGGCGAUGUCGGAUUUGUUACACGCAUUCUGGACGAGAGUCUCAAACUGCGGGAGCGUGUACAAUGGUACUCGGCUAUGCUGGGCAAGAUGUCAAGUUUACAACAGCUCAUCGCGAAGCUGAGGGAACACAACAUCACUAACUUCGCAGUGACGUGCUUGCAAGCGGGUUACCGAACGAAACGGUGGGCGGUGGCGUGGAGUUUUCGCGACUUGAGGCCGAGGAAUGAUGUCGCGAGACAUGGUGACUUGGUGCAUGCUGUGCUACCUUCGCCGACUGCGCAGACCAUUCCUGUGCCGCUAAUGAGCGCUCAGUUUGCGGGUGACAGAGUGAGUGGCAUCCUGCAGGAGCUUGAUGUCAGGUGGCAAUGGCGGGAAGCGAUUUUCACUGGAGUCAUGAAAGCGAGGGAGAAUGUGUGGUCGCGUGCUGCGAGGCGGAAAAAGAAAUUCCAAGCAGAGAGGGACAUUGGAAGGGGUGAAGUUGAUGCGAUGCAGCUUGAUGGUGACGAAGGUGAUGCUGAUGAUGAUGAGAAUGUGGCGUUGGCUGUCAAGAUCGUCUGCAAGCUGGAAGUGGUCGAGGUGCGCUGGCUGCGCGGGCAUGACCAUGUCCUCUUUACCUCUUUUUGUGGGAUGCUGAAGCGUGGAUUGACUGGUCGAGCAUGA